This is a messenger RNA of Naegleria lovaniensis, 1149 nucleotides long. RefSeq lists its product as uncharacterized. The record is from RefSeq and is a predicted model, not a curated record. NCBI's taxonomy places the organism in Eukaryota, Heterolobosea, Eutetramitea, Acrasida, Naegleriidae. Bases 1 to 1149 code for a protein of 382 amino acids. The transcript has a single exon.
AUGAAACACAAAAUCAAACCAAUCGUUGUGUCUCUAAUAGUGAGCGUGUUUUUAGUGCUUGCAGUUUUCUCUAUUCAUCGAUGGAGUACUAGUACUCAUCCUCUCUACAUGAAUAAUCAAAGAAUUUCCAAAUUGAACUCGUUGGAGAGAAAGAUGGAGAAUCAUUAUACUCUUCAACCAGAACAGAACCACCUUCUUCAGAGUAACAACCUCCACUCUCCACAACAUCUAUUAGAAACGUAUGGUCUCUCUUUUCUACCUUCUCCAAACAAAUUUCGUAUCUUUCUCAUUUGGAUUGGUGAAACUUUUCCAAGUCUUUACAUGAGUGCAUUCGAAACCAUUCUCUUUCACCAUCCACAUGCUCAAGUGAUGGUCCUCUCCAAUGAAUUGGACGAACAUGUCUUUGACUCGUUCAAAAAGUUUAAACAAUCUUUGAAUGAAUCUUCACAACCAAAAUAUCAAGACAUUCAUGUGGUGAGAUUUAACUUGACUGCCAUGACUAGGGAAGGCAAGUUAGGAUCAGAUUUUGUUCAAGAUGCACUUUCUAUUGCCAAAAGAUCAUCCCAUUCACAGGAUUCAUCAUUUCUGAAAUUAACACGAGUACACCUCUCAGAUUUUCUUCGUUAUUACAUGUUGUAUUAUUAUGGAGGAUUGUAUAUCGAUUCAGACAUGUUUGUGAUGAGAAACUUGCAACAUCUCAAGAAUGCCAUUGGAGUGGAUGGAUUUCGUACACAAGUGUGUCAUUCUGAAGUCUACUCGAAAGGUCCUGUGAAGGAUUUUGCAUGUUUGUGUAAUUGUUUAAUGUCCUUCGAGAAGGAACAUCCUUUCAUGAGAGAAGCUCUUGAAAACUAUGGUUACUUUUGGAGAACGAUUCAAGGUUAUGGACCUGGAGGAGCUGUCAUGCUCAUGAAAUUUGUCAAACGCCAUUUGGAUUCUCUGAGUGUGUAUCAUAAUGGUCAAUUUCUUUGUAAUGAUUAUUUGCAACGUUAUGAAAUGCAUGCUUCUUCCGGUACUAGUCAAGAGGUACAAGAAAUUAUUGAUAAUUGCCAUGUGGCUCAUUUGUAUGGUGGUGGAAAGAAUUCACUACAAAUUAAUCUUCACGGUACCAAUGUGAUGAGUCGAAUUUAUGAGAAGUUUAAAAUUUCGUAA